GCGGCGGCGCAGGGGGCGGGCUCGCAGCGAGGCGCCGGAGGAGGAAGUGGUGUGGUUGUUGCUCUCUCAGAGACCACCGGUGGCUCACUGAGCGCGGAGUGGGUCUGCGGUCUCUGCCGCCGCGUCACGGUCUUCUUCUCCUGCCCUCCAUGUGCCCCGGCGCCGCGGCUUCCCUUCCUCAGGCCACCGUUUAUUCCGGGGUCUAUGGAAGUAAUGGAAGGACCCCUCAACCUGGCUCAUCAACAGAGCAGACGAGCAGACCGGUUAUUGGCUGUAGGGAAAUACGAAGAAGCCAUUUCUUGUCACAAAAAGGCUGCAGCAUAUCUUUGUGAAGCCAUGAAGCUGACACAGUCUGAGCAGGCUCGCUUGUCACUGGAACUGCAGAGGGACAGCCACAUGAAACAGCUCCUCCUCAUCCAGGAAAGAUGGAAGAGGGCAAAGCGUGAGGAGCGGCUGAAAGCCCAGCAGAACACGGACAAGGAUGCAGCUGUCCAUCUCCAGGCACCUCACAAACCCUUUGCAGAGGAUGCUGAGGGCCAGAACCCCCUUCAUUCUCAGAAGCACAGCCCUUCCACAGAGAAACACCUCCCUGAAAUUCAGGGGGUUUUUGACAGGGAUCCAGACACACUGCUGUAUUUACUUCAGCAAAAGAGUGAGCCAACAGAGCCAUGUAUUGGAAGCAAAGCCCCAAAAGAUGACAAAACAAUUAUAGAGGAGCAGGCAACCAAAAUUGCAGAUUUGAAGAGACAUGUGGAAUUCCUUGUGGCCGAGAAUGAAAAAUUAAGGAAAGAAAAUAAACAACUAAGGGCCGAAAAGGCCAGACUUCUAAAAGGUUCAGUAGAAAAGGAGCUGGAUGUGGAUGCUGAUUUUGUAGAAAAAUCAGAGUUAUGGAGCUUGCCACCACAUUCAGAAAAUGCAGCAGCCUCUUCAGCCUGGCAGAAGUUUGCAGCAAGUACUGGGAAAGCCAAGGACAUUCCAAUACCCAACCUUCCUCCGUUGGAUUUUCCGUCUCCAGAACUUCCGCUUAUGGAGCUCUCUGAGGACAUUCUGAAAGGAUUUAUGAGUAAUUAAGAUGGAAGGUCAGUAGAGAGGUCAGAAGAGGAAAUAAUUCAGUAACACAGUUAAUCCAGAAAAGAAAAAAAAAGGGAAAACUACAUGCAAGGGCAGUCCUGGAAGUGUCGUCAUCUGGUUUCUGUGGGGGAGAGGUUCGGCCCGAAUGUGAGAACAGUCACUGUGAAACGCACUGUGGAUCUGAUAUACCGGCACAGCUAAUGAUUCUGACUUGGCAGACACAGCUCGGAGGUUGGCGUUCUCCUGAUACAAACCAAAUGGCUACCUGGAAUAAUAUUUUCAAGCAACAAUUAUUUUUCGUAUCUUCAGGGUUUAAAUGUAUAAAAGUAUGUUAUGUAUAAUUAAUCUAUAAUGCCAUAAAUGAUAAUGCAAAACCUAAAUAAUACAGUGGCCUGAGGAGCUGCCUUGUAUUUGAAACAUGCUAUUGUGCAUUGACUGUAUGCAUUUUGUUAUGCACAUUUUGUUUAAAGAAGGUGUGUAAGAGGUACACCUUUCUAGAUGAAACUCUGUGCCACACUUGCACUACUUAUAAUGAUAACCUCAAGACUAUCAGGAGAAAUAUUUAAAUUUCCAUUUUAUGAAGAAAGGAACCAAAUUAUGCUUUUUAAAAAAAUUACCAGUUUACAUAAGUAAUCGGUGCAUUUUAAGUUCUGUUUGUUAUAUAAUGCAUCAUUUGAAAAUACCAAGGAACUAUCCUUUGUUUUUAAUGAUGCGUGAGUGGAAGUAAUGCUAGCUGGCAGUAUUUGAUUGUAAGAAAUCAAUAAAGUAAUUGUGUUUUA
Molecule: messenger RNA, 1850 nt
Organism: Heterocephalus glaber (naked mole-rat)
Lineage: Eukaryota; Metazoa; Chordata; Mammalia; Rodentia; Bathyergidae
Gene: Nrbf2
Product: nuclear receptor binding factor 2
Biological process (GO): autophagy
Source: RefSeq, a predicted model, not a curated record